Messenger RNA from Aureobasidium vineae, 780 nucleotides. NCBI's taxonomy places the organism in Eukaryota, Fungi, Ascomycota, Dothideomycetes, Dothideales, Saccotheciaceae. The record is from the annotation of a GenBank genome assembly.
AUUCUGUACGGCAAAUCCGGACAGAAGACUUGGUGUAUCGUUGGUGCAUCUAGAGGUAUAGGUCUGGAGUUUGUGCGACAGUUGAUUGCUCGUGAGGACCGCAUAUUCGCUACUGUCCGCGACACCGCCGCCGUUCAUGCAUCUGGGCUUUGGGCGCAAGCAGGAGGUGAUCAUGGGCGCUGUCAGAUGUUGAUCUGCGACGUCUUGUCAGAACAAAGCAUAAAUAGUUUCGUUGCUCAGCUUGCCUCAGUACCGAACCUGAAGUUGGACUAUGUUGUAAUUAAUGCCGGUGUGUUGAGGUAUCCGAAUUNNUCUUUCGACGAAUUUGCCUUCCAUUUGCAUACCAACACGAUCGGACCAAUAAUCACUGCUCAAAGACUCCUUCAGACAAUGAUCCCGAUAGGGACGAUUGUCUUCAUGUCAAGCGACUCUGGUUCGGCACAGCGAUUCCUGGAGAUGGAAGAUGNNGGUAAAUACCUUGGUAAAGUAUUCUGCAUCCUCACUCACCGCUUUUUCAGGUUCGCAGCUUACUCUGCAUCAAAAGCUGCAUUAAAUCAAGCAAUGCGGCAUAUGGCUGCCGAGCUCAAGCGAAAGGACGACGACACCAUCUUGCUAGCAAUCCAUCCAGGAGAGGUUGCCACGUAUNAUAUGGCCAACAUUGAUCUGGGUUGGGAGGUCGACGGCAUAAUGACACCGCAGGUAUCAGUAUCGGCGAUGAUCAAAGUCAUUGAGAGUAAAGGAAUACAGCACAGUGGAACUUUUUGGACUUGGGAAAACAAA